Molecule: messenger RNA, 2686 nt
Organism: Pomacea canaliculata
Lineage: Eukaryota; Metazoa; Mollusca; Gastropoda; Architaenioglossa; Ampullariidae
Product: G-protein coupled receptor 54-like
Exons: 6
Coding region: 459-1565 (368 amino acids)
Biological process (GO): G protein-coupled receptor signaling pathway
Cellular component (GO): membrane
Molecular function (GO): G protein-coupled receptor activity
Source: RefSeq, a predicted model, not a curated record
ACAAUGAUGAUGAUGAUGAUGAUGCGUACGACGAACUACAAACAACACCUUGACGAAGAGGAAAGGAAAAGGGAAGAGGAUGCGGUUGACUUUCAGUUGUAGUCAUGGAGAUGGAAAGUUGAGGCAACACAGCUCAUCAUCCAUCGGAUGGUAGAAGCAGAAUAUCAUUCUUUCGUUAUCCACAGAUGGUCGUCCACUCCUGAUGGACAUUUCCGACCGACCUCUAUGACGUCUAUUUUUCGUGUAAAUAAUUUCGUCAGAAUGACGCAAAUUUUUACUGACGUCAGACGCAAGGCGCCAUUGAUACACGAGACAACAUCACAAACAUCAUACCACAACAUCUCAUCAUCUCUCUAGUGGCCAGCGGCUGACCGCAGCAUUUGCAGAUGUGCUCGCAGAAAAGGAUUCUGGACAGAAAAUGUCUGACUGUGACUAAGAUGGUUUGCUUCUGCAAAUAAAUGCAGUCUUCCCCCACCUCUGACGACCACUCGUACCAGCAGUCGGCGGCGGUGGUGGUGAAGGGCCUGUGGACCAGCAUCAUCGUCGUGGGUGCCCUAGGAAACGGUCUCGUUAUCUACACCAUGGGGAGACACGGCGAACGCUCAGCCACCAACUGCUACAUCAUCAACCUGGCGGUUUCCGACUUCGCCGUGCUUACAGUCGUCGUCCCCUUCACAAUGGCCAUGUUCACCUCCUACGACUGGCUGUACGGAGUCGUAAUGUGCAAAGUUACUGUUUACCUCAUCUAUGUCAUGCUGCAGGCCACCUGUCUGACUCUAACGGCGAUGACGAUUGACCGUUACUUCGCCAUCGUUCACCCAAUCUCAUCACUAAGGGACAGAACUCCACGAACCGCUAUUUUGAUCAGCAUCUCCACCUGGAUAGCGUCAUCCUUGGUGUGCAUCCCGUUCCUGGUGUACAGCCAGCUGCUGUACCAGCUCGAGCCCUCGGGGCUGCACGUGUACUGCGUGAGCCUGUGGCCCAGCGACACGUGGACCAAGGCCAUCACCGUGGCCUUCAUCAUGUCCACCUACGUCCUGCCGCUCUUCGUCAUUGUCGUCUGCUACACGCUUAUCCUCAAACACCUGGGGAGCAGAAAAGUCAGCUUCCGCCGAGAGGCCGGGGCUGGGGUCGGAUGCGUGGAGGCUGAGAUAAGCGAGGGGCCGGUGAUACGUCGUCGACGUAGGGUGGCUAAGACAGUCUUUGCAAUCGUUCUUCUCUUCGCCGUCACGUGGCUGCCCAUCCAUGUUUUUAACCUCUGCUACGUCCUGAUCGAUCCAUUUCCGAAAACUGCAUUUCUGUAUAGUGUGAAGAUCAUGUGCCAUACUCUGUCCUACCUCAACUCUUGCCUCAACCCGUUCGUCUACGGCUUCUUCGGUGACGGUUUUCGCCAGGCCUUCAGAAAGUCCUUCCCGAGGUGCAGCGGACGCAACCAAGUCGCCCCUUCUGUCCACGACACAACGAAUGUCCCGUCCACCAUGGAAACCAGGCUGGCGGCCGGUCCAAGGGCAGAGGCAGGGCACGAUGUUGUCGUCUCCUCGUCGGUUCCACACUUAGAAGAGUAAAUAUUUCAUAUAUUAAUUUAAUAUAUGACAGAAGUAAGGGUUAGGGGUUAGAGAAGUAUGCUCAUGACGAGUAGACUCAACCCAAACCACCCCUGUCAUGGAAGGUGAAGAUGGUAAGCGUGUUUACAGGUGCUCAUCGUGGAUAGAGUGACUAGAAUAGCUCAUCAUAUCACAAAGUCUCACAAACAGAACCAAAGUUUAGAGGAGCAAGCUGUUGUUCUUAGUUACAUUUACACUCAUGGAUGUACGUGGAUGAGAUUGAAAUCGUUUUACUAAUGUAAUGUCAGAAUCAGAUUUUUGUUAAUUAAAUAAACGCACGGGUCAAAUAAGUCAAGUCCUGCGCACGUGACUGGGUCGGAUGAACCCCGCUGUCGUCUGGUGAAUUCCUGACAGUCGUAUCCUGUCGGCAACUUGGUUUCUCCUUCAGCUCAGACCUGUGUGUGACACUUCCUGUGACGAACUGUCUGCUGCUUAGUUAAUGUCUUCGACUAGAAUAAUAGCAAAGAUGCUAGCAAGCACUCUUAGCACCAUGUUUGUAAAUAAAUUCUGUAUAUUGUCUUUAAUAUCCUUCUAAUAAUUAGCACUUUUCUCUACUCUUUUGUUUCGAUGUCAGAGUGGGUUGACAGAUUCAGUUCUUUAUCUGGUAUAUGUACAAAAAAAAGUUUAUAAUCCAUAUAUCCUGUCACAAACUGUCUCUUAAAAUCAAAAUCUUUCGACUGAAAUAUUUGCUUAUACUAUUAUACUAUUAUAUGCUUAUACUAUUAUAUUAUCUAAAUGGCUUACACUUUUACCAGUGGAAUAAGGUGUUGUUUAUUUGUACAGAAGAGGACAAGACAAAGAACACAUGUCGUUGAUUAUGUAAUUUUUUUUGCUGAUAAUUUCAUGGAUGCUUGAAACCUGUUGUCGCCCUUGACGCCCUUUCUCUCCGUCCUGUCUGUAUAUAUAAUCUACGUGUACUUGCUUAUCUUUCUUCAUCGUUUCCAUGUACCUUUACAACAUUUUUCAUAAAAUUAUCAUAUCAGAAUUUUCGUGAUAAUUAUGUGAUGAAUUAAAUAUUUUUAACUUUUUCAUGACAAUUAUCAUAACUAAGAUAGACUUAAAGCUAAAACGGUUAGUCUUCU